AUGAGGAGACUGAGUUUGUGGUGGCUGCUGAGCAGGGUCUGUCUGCUGCUGCCACCGCCCUGCGCACUGGUGCUGGCCGGGGUGCCCGGCUCCUCCUCGCACCCGCAACCCUGCCAGAUCCUCAAGCGCAUCGGACACGCGGUGAGGGUGGGCGCGGUGCACUUGCAGCCCUGGACCACGGCCCCCCGCACGGCCAGCCGCGCCCCGGACGGCAGCCGGACAGGCGCCCAGCGAGAUGAACCUGAGCCAGGGACUUGGCGGCCCCCGGCGCCCUCGCCGGGCGCACGCUGGUUGGGGAGCACCCUGUAUGGUCGGGGGCCGCCGAGCGUACGGAAGCCCGGGGAGGGCGACCGGGCCGAGACCCUGUGGCCUCGGGAUGCCCUUCUCUUCGCCGUGGACAACCUGAACCGAGUGGAAGGGCUGCUGCCCUACAACCUGUCUUUGGAAGUAGUGAUGGCCAUCGAGGCGGGCCUGGGCGAUCUGCCGCUCUUGCCCUUCUCCUCCCCUAGCUCGCCGUGGAGCAGUGACCCUUUCUCCUUUCUGCAGAGCGUGUGUCACACCGUGGUGGUGCAAGGGGUAUCGGCGCUGCUCGCCUUCCCUCAGGGCCUGGGCGAGAUGAUGGAGCUCGACUUGGUCAGCUCCGUCCUGCACAUUCCAGUUAUCAGCAUCGUGCGCCACGAGUUUCCGCGGGAGAGUCAGAAUCCCCUUCACCUCCAACUGAGUUUAGAAAAUUCAUUAAGUUCUGAUGCUGAUGUCACUGUCUCAAUCCUGACCAUGAACAACUGGUACAAUUUUAGCUUGUUGCUGUGCCAGGAAGACUGGAACAUCACCGACUUCCUCGUCCUUACCCAGAAUAAUUCCAAGUUCCACCUGGGCUCUAUCAUCAACAUCACCAUCAACCUCUCCUCCACUGAGGACCUCUUGAGCUUCCUGCAGGUCCAGCUUGAGAGCAUUAAGAACAGUACACCCACAAUGGUGAUGUUUGGCUGCGACAUGGAAAGUAUCCGGCGGAUUUUCGAAAUUACCACCCAGUUUGGGGUAGCACCCCCUGAGCUUCAUUGGGUGCUGGGGGAUUCCCAGAAUGUUGAGCAACUGAGGACAGAAGGUCUGCCCUUAGGGCUCAUUGCUCAUGGAAAAACAACACAGUCUGUCUUUGAGUACUAUGUACAAGAUGCCAUGGAACUGGUUGCAAGAGCUGUAGCCACAGCCACCAUGAUCCAGCCAGAACUUGCUCUCCUUCCCAGCACGAUGAACUGCAUGGAUGUGGAAACGGCAAAUCUCACUUCAGGACAAUAUUUAUCAAGGUUUCUAGCCAACACCACUUUCAGAGGCCUCAGUGGUUCCAUCAAAGUAAAAGGUUCCACUAUCAUCAGCUCAGAAAACAACUUUUUUAUCUGGAAUCUGCAACAUGACCCCCUGGGAAAGCCAAUGUGGAUACGCUUGGGCAGCUGGCAGCAGGGGAAGAUUAUCAUGGACUAUGGAAUAUGGCCAGAGCAAGCCCAGAGGCACAAAACCCACUUCCAACACCCAAGUAAGCUACACUUACGAGUGGUUACUUUGAUCGAGCAUCCAUUUGUCUUCACACGGGAGGUAGAUGAUGAAGGCUUGUGCCCUGCUGGCCAACUCUGUCUAGACCCCAUGACUAAUGAUUCUUCCAUAUUGGACAGCCUUUUUAGCAGCCUUCAUAGCAGUAAUGAUACAGUGCCCAUCAAAUUCAAGAAGUGCUGCUAUGGAUAUUGCAUUGAUCUGCUGGAAAAGCUAGCAGAAGACAUGAACUUUGACUUUGAUCUCUAUAUUGUUGGGGAUGGCAAAUAUGGAGCCUGGAAAAAUGGGCACUGGACUGGGCUGGUGGGUGAACUCCUCAGUGGGUCAGCCCACAUGGCAGUCACUUCCUUCAGCAUCAAUACUGCACGAAGCCAGGUGAUAGAUUUCACCAGUCCUUUCUUCUCAACCAGCUUGGGCAUCUUAGUGAGGCCCCGAGACACAACAGCUCCCAUUGGAGCCUUCAUGUGGCCACUCCAUUGGACAAUGUGGCUGGGGAUUUUUGUGGCUCUGCACAUCACUGCCAUCUUCCUCACUCUCUAUGAAUGGAAGAGCCCCUUUGGUAUGACUCCCAAGGGGCGGAAUAGAAGUAAAGUUUUCUCCUUCUCUUCAGCCUUGAAUGUCUGUUAUGCCCUCUUGUUUGGUAGAACAGCAGCCAUCAAACCCCCAAAAUGCUGGACUGGAAGGUUUCUGAUGAACCUUUGGGCCAUUUUCUGUAUGUUUUGUCUUUCUACAUACACAGCGAAUUUGGCUGCUGUCAUGGUAGGUGAGAAGAUCUAUGAAGAGCUUUCUGGAAUACAUGACCCUAAGCUACAUCAUCCCUCUCAAGGUUUCCGCUUUGGAACUGUCCGGGAAAGCAGUGCUGAAGAUUAUGUGAGGCAAAGCUUCCCAGAGAUGCAUGAGUAUAUGAGAAGAUACAAUGUACCAGUCACAUCCAAUGGAGUGGAGUAUCUGAAGAAUGAUCCUGAGAAACUAGAUGCCUUCAUCAUGGACAAAGCCCUUCUGGAUUAUGAAGUGUCAGUAGAUGCUGACUGCAAACUUCUAACUGUGGGGAAGCCAUUUGCCAUGGAAGGAUACGGCAUUGGUCUCCCUCCCAACUCUCCUUUGACCUCCAAUAUAUCCGAGCUAAUCAGUCAAUACAAGUCACAUGGGUUUAUGGAUAUGCUACAUGACAAGUGGUACAAGGUGGUUCCCUGUGGCAAGAGAAGUUUCGCUGUCACUGAGACUUUGCAAAUGGGCAUCAAACACUUCUCUGGACUCUUUGUGCUGCUGUGCAUUGGAUUUGGUCUCUCCAUCUUGACCACCAUUGGUGAGCACAUAGUGUACAGGCUGCUGCUCCCACGCAUCAAGAACAAAUCUAGGCUGCAAUACUGGCUCCACACCAGUCAGAGAUUACACAGAGCACUAAAUACAUCAUUCGCAGAGGAAAAGAGGCAGCGUUUCAAGACUAAGCGUGUGGAAAAGAGAUCCAAUGUGGGACCCUGUCAGCUCACUGUGUGGAAUACGUCCAAUCUGAGUCAUGACAAUCGACGAAAAUACAUCUUCAGUGAUGAGGGGGGACAAAACCAGUUGAGCCUCCGGACCCACCAAGACAUCCCUCUCCCACCAAGAAGAAGAGAGCUUCCUGCCUCGCUGACCACCAAUGGGAAAGCAGACUCCCUAAAUGGGGCUCAGAACUCAGUGAUGCAGGAGCUCUCAGAGCUGGAGAAGCAGAUUCAGGUGAUCCAGCAAGAGCUGCAGCUGGCUGUGAGCAGGAAAACAGAGCUGGAAGAGUACCAAAGGACAAAUCGGACUUGUGAGCCCUAAGUGGCCACGCUGCUCUCUUGUGUCAGUUCCUGGCCUUCCUCUGAGACCUUAAGACACUUUGUAAUGCUCUUUUGUAACUACUGACCAAGGUGGGGGGAAGCUGAGGUCUGGGUCUUCUUAGAGGUCAAGUCUGCUCUCCCUAGCCUGCAAAGCAGCAAGCAAGCUCAUUCCUAGGUCUCCAGGGUAGGAGUAUUUUUCAGAGCAGGAAUCUUACAUUAGUCAGAAGUAAACACCAUGUGAGGGAUCUGUGAAUAACCAGACAACCCCAGCUCCUGUUAAUCUUUUCACCUGGCGCCACAGUAACAUUUCUGGUUUUUAGCCCUUUCUCUGCACUAUCAACAGGAGAUAAAAUUGUUACUCAUACCUGUGUCUUACUGGGUUGUUGGUUUUAAUCUUAGUAUAGAGCAGAAUUAUUCAGGGUUGUGACUUUUGAUAUAAUUCUCCAGUGUAGAUUUGUUCCUACAGUUUGAAUGGGGAGCCAGGGAAGAGCUAGAGAAACUUAUGACAGGAAGGUGGGUACUUAGAAAAAUUAACUGAACUCAUUCACAUCACAGCAGUCCAAGGAUUGAUUGGAUCAGGCAAGAGCCAUGUUUCUGAAAGGGUCCUGGAUUUCCAACAUCAUGCUGACUAACGUUUAGUAGGAACAGGUUUACAUGCCACUAUGAAAGGGAACAGGGGUGUGGUGAGCGGAGAGCACAGGCAGAAGAGGCAUUAAAAUGUAUACCAUGCUUUUCAAACAAAAGCUCUGGGCCAGAAAAGCAAUUUGGCUAAGCAAUGAAAAGGCCCAUACUUCUAAUCUAAUCAAGCAUCUCCACUAUAGUGUGUGCCUUUCAUGAAGGAAAGAGAGAGAAGCAAGGCAAGGAUGCGACCUUAGGAUGAAACUGGAAUAUUCCUGCUAAUUGCCUACACAGGACAUAUGAGCUGGCACUGUGAGUUAAGGGAAGAUGUUCUGCAAGCCAUACAUUUGGCUAUUUUCAGAUCAGCAGUCACCUGUGUCUUAGCUAUAGGAAUCCCAGAAGUGAACUUCAAGCCUGUGAACGCCACAAGCUUAAACAUUCAGGAAUGUGCCCUGUGCUUUUCAUGUCUAUAUGGAUCACUAGCAAGUCGGUCUUGCAGCCUCACAUCCCCUCAUCUGUGAGAAACUGUGAACAGGCACUGGCUCCUCUGACUCUCCCCCAAACCCCAUCUAAUGCCCCCAAGAGACUGAUAUGAGUAAGCUGUUUCCCCUCUGCCUAGGCAUCCUUGUUCCAGUGUGCAAAGGCUUGGACACGCAGAAAGGGAAAGGAAUACGUGAACUAUAGAACUUCAGUUCUCAGUCACCUAGGAACUCAUCAGGAUGCUGACUGCUACGGCUUUUCUCCCAAAGGAUGAGAUGGGAAAGGGGGUGGAUGUGGGCUGAGAAACCUGUUACCAACACUCCUAGGUGGCUGACAUGUGGUCUAAAAAUUACUCUUCAAGAAACAUUGUUCUAGAAAUUUGGCUGCUCCAGGCAUGGGGAGAAUUGAGAAGAGCCUUUGUGAGAGUUUCUCAAAAGGUUUCAGCACA
Messenger RNA from Kogia breviceps (pygmy sperm whale), 4893 nucleotides. It is a transcript of the gene GRIN3A, whose product is annotated as glutamate ionotropic receptor NMDA type subunit 3A. Gene Ontology annotation, biological process: ionotropic glutamate receptor signaling pathway; monoatomic ion transport. Gene Ontology annotation, cellular component: plasma membrane. The record is from RefSeq and is a predicted model, not a curated record. Gene Ontology annotation, molecular function: NMDA glutamate receptor activity. NCBI's taxonomy places the organism in Eukaryota, Metazoa, Chordata, Mammalia, Artiodactyla, Physeteridae.